CCUAAAUAACUCGUCUUUCUUCGCCACGGCCUACGGUUGCUCAUCUUGUGAGCGGAAAGCCAACGCCGGACUUCAAUAAAUCCCUUCACCGAUCCGAUAAAUUCCAUCUCCGGCGAGAAUCACAAGAUCCAGACUGCAACUUUGAAGUUGAGUGCUGCUUUUAGUAAGCAUUGUUAUGUAAUUUCUAUUUCUAUAUUCAGUUUCCAGUGGAAUUGAAGCAGGAUCCGCUCCUACUGAACUAAAGAAAGGAAAGAAAAAUGUUGAGGCUUAGAGCAUUUCGGCCUUCGAGUGAGAAGAUCGUGAAGAUACAGAUGCAUCCGACCCAUCCAUGGCUUGUUACCGCCGAUGCCUCGGAUCACGUCUCUGUAUGGAAUUGGGAGCAUCGGCAGGUCAUUUACGAGCUCAAAGCAGGCGGAAUUGAUCAGAGGCGUCUUGUUGGUGCCAAGUUGGAGAAGCUAGCCGAGGGAGAUUUGGAUUCGAAGGGGAAGCCGGCUGAAGCUAUACGAGGAGGAAGCGUCAAACAGGUGAACUUCUAUGACGAUGAUGUACGCUUUUGGCAACUUUGGCGGAACCGUUCUGCAGCUGCCGAAGCUCCUUCAGCUGUCAACCAAGUCACAUCAGCUUUGAGUACCCCUGCCCCUUCCACAAAAGGGAGGCAUUUUCUAGUUAUCUGUUGUGAAAAUAAAGCCAUAUUCUUGGAUUUGGUGACGAUGCGUGGUCGUGAUGUACCGAAGCAGGAUCUUGACAAUAAAUCUCUUCUCUGCAUGGAGUUCCUUUCUAGAUCUUCGGGAGGAGAUGGUCCUCUUGUCGCCUUUGGUGGAUCAGAUGGUGUUAUAAGGGUUCUUUCAAUGUUAACCUGGAAGCUGGUACGCAGAUAUACUGGAGGUCACAAAGGAUCAAUUUCAUGUUUGAUGACCUUCAUGGCUUCCUCGGGUGAGGCACUUUUGGUAUCUGGCGCUAGUGAUGGCUUACUUGUACUAUGGAGUGCAGACAACAGCCAAGAUUCACGAGAACUUGUACCAAAACUAAGCUUAAAAGCACAUGAUGGUGGGGUAGUAGCUGUUGAACUUUCCAGAGUGAUUGGAGGCGCUCCACAGCUUAUCACUAUUGGUGCGGACAAAACACUUGCUAUUUGGGAUACUAUCUCUUUUAAGGAACUGCGUCGCAUUAAACCUGUUCCAAAAUUGGCCUGUCAUAGUGUUGCAUCUUGGUGCCAUCCUCGAGCUCCAAACCUUGAUAUUCUUACUUGUGUUAAAGAUUCCCACAUAUGGGCUAUCGAGCAUCCCACAUACUCAGCUCUCACAAGACCGCUUUGUGAACUUUCCUCCCUUGUCCCUCCUCAAGUACUUGCUCCAAACAAGAAAGUUAGGGUUUACUGUAUGAUUGCUCAUCCGUUACAACCUCAUCUUGUUGCUACUGGAACCAAUAUUGGUGUUAUCAUCAGUGAACUUGAUGCUAGAUCUCUUCCAGCAGUAGCUCCUCUUCCAACUCCAUCAGGCGGACGAGAGCAUUCUGCUGUUUAUAUCGUUGAAAGGGAACUAAAGUUGCUAAAUUUUCAAUUGUCUCACACAACAAAUCCAUCUUUGGGAAAUAAUGGAUCCUUAUCUGAAGGAGGAAGGUUAAAGGGAGAUGAGCUGCUACAAGUCAAGCAGGUCAAGAAACACAUCAGCACUCCUGUUCCACAUGAUGCAUAUUCAGUUCUUUCCAUUAGCAGUUCCGGAAAGUACCUUGCUAUAAUUUGGCCUGAUAUUCCGUACUUUUCCAUAUACAAAGUAAGUGACUGGUCCAUUGUUGAUUCCGGAAGUGCAAGGCUUUUGGCUUGGGAUACAUGUCGAGACAGGUUUGCAUUACUGGAAUCUGCUAUACCUCCUAGAUUUCCUACAAUUCCUAAGGGGGGAUCAUCAAGAAGAGCAAAGGAGGCUGCAGCAGCAGCAGCACAAGCGGCUGCAGCAGCUGCUUCUGCUGCUUCCUCGGCCAGUGUUCAAGUUCGUAUUUUGCUCGAUGAUGGGACAUCAAACAUAUUGAUGAGGUCCAUAGGUAGCCGCAGUGAACCGGUUGUUGGUUUGCAUGGCGGGGCUCUACUUGGCGUUGCAUAUCGAACAUCUAGGAGAAUUAGUCCUGUUGCUGCCACAGCAAUUUCAACAAUGCCUUUAUCAGGAUUUGGCAACAGUGGUGUUUCUUCCUUUACAAGUUUUGACGAUGGUUUUUCAUCACUUAAAUCUUCUGCUGAGACAACACCACCAAACUUCCAAUUGUACAGCUGGGAAACUUUUCAGCCUGUUGGCGGGCUUCUGCCCCAGCCAGAAUGGACUGCAUGGGACCAAACUGUUGAAUAUUGUGCUUUUGCAUACCAACAUUACAUUGUCAUAUCUUCUCUUCGGCCUCAAUAUAGAUACUUGGGAGAUGUAGCAAUUCCACAUGCUACUGGAGCCGUUUGGCACCGUAGACAACUUUUUGUGGCUACUCCAACUACCAUAGAAUGUGUUUUUGUGGAUUGUGGAGUUGCACCUAUUGACAUUGAAACGAGAAGGAUGAAGGAAGAGAUGAAGUUGAAAGAUGCACAAGCAAAAGCCAUUGCUGAGCAUGGGGAGUUAGCUCUUAUCACUGUAGAUGGUCCUCAAACUGCUACCCAAGAAAGGAUAACGUUAAGACCCCCAAUGCUUCAGGUGGUGCGAUUAGCAUCAUAUCAGCAAGCUCCUUCUGUACCACCAUUUUUAUCAUUACCCAAACAGUCGAAAGCAGAUGCAGAUGAUUCAAUGAUGCAAAAAGAUUUUGAAGAAAGAAAAGCAAAUGAGAUAGCAGUUGGCGGUGGUGGAGUGUCAGUGGCAGUUACUCGUUUCCCAGCUGAGCAGAAACGACCUGUAGGACCUCUAGUCGUGGUUGGUGUUAGAGAUGGAGUUCUAUGGUUAAUUGACAGGUACAUGAGUGCACAUGCUUUAUCCUUAAAUCAUCCUGGUAUUCGUUGUCGGUGUCUUGCUGCCUAUGGUGAUGCAGUCAGUGCUGUCAAAUGGGCAAGUAGGCUUGGUAGAGAACAUCAUGAUGACUUAGCUCAAUUUAUGCUCGGUAUGGGCUAUGCUGCGGAAGCCCUACAUCUACCUGGAAUAUCUAAGAGAUUGGAAUUUGAUCUGGCCAUGCAAGGAAAUGAUUUGAAAAGAGCACUUCAGUGUCUUCUUACUAUGAGCAACAGCCGGGACAUGGGACAAGAUAAUGCAGGGCUUGAUUUGAAUGACAUUCUUAGCUUAACAACUAAAAAGGAAGAUAUGGUUGAAACGUUUCAAGGAAUAGUGAAAUUUGCAAAAGAGUUUUUGGAUUUGAUCGAUGCUGCGGAUGCUACUGGACAGGCUGAUAUUGCUCGUGAGGCUCUAAAGAGGUUAGCUGCUGCAGGUUCCUUGAAAGGUGCAUUACAGGGUCAUGAGAUAAGAGGAUUGGCCCUGCGAUUAGCAAAUCAUGGAGAGUUGACACGACUAAGUGGAUUGGUAAACAAUUUGAUCUCUGUCGGCUCGGGACGCGAAGCAGCAUUUGCAGCAGCAGUUUUAGGAGACAAUGCUCUCAUGGAAAAAGCAUGGCAAGACACAGGAAUGCUUGCGGAAGCAGUGCUUCAUGCUCAUGCUCAUGGGCGACCGACAUUGAAAAGCUUGGUUGAGUCUUGGAACAAGAUGCUACAAAAGGAGAUGGAGCACACUUCAUCAGAAAAGACCGAUGCUACAGCCGCAUUUUUCGCAUCACUUGAGGAACCAAAACUCACAAGCUUGGCAGAUGCAGGGAAGAAACCUCCAAUUGAAAUCCUUCCUCCUGGAAUGCCAACUCUUUCAUCUUCCAUUCUUGGUCCAAAGAAGCCAACUCCUGGAGCACAAGGUGCAUUGCAACAACCAGCCAAGCAAUUAAUGUUGGAGGCACCACCUGCUAAUCCACAACCACCUCCAGAUGGUACAUCAACGCAAUCGGAACCAAAUGAACAGACUGCAGGUGGUAAUGCCCUAACUUCAACAACAGCUACUGACACGUCUCCGACUACUCCAGCUGAAAAUGGUCCUACAACUUCAAAUGGUUCAGAGCCAUCGGAUAUUCAAUUAGCAUCCUCCAACACAACACCACCAGUAGAGACUCAAAUACCAACACCAUCAGUAAAUGAUACCAUACAUCCUGAGGCCAUAUUAGAGUCGCCUGAAGUUCAGAAUUCCUCUGUUCCGAUUUCAUCUUUCACAAAUGAUGCACCACCACCAUCAGAGGCCCCAUCCGAGGUACCUGAGCUUCAGAAUACCCCUCUUCCAAAUGUAUCACAAAUCUGAAAUCCAGCUAUAGUCGAGUAUAGAAGGUGAGAUUGAUUUUGGUAACAGUUGUUGCCGCCUCUCGACCGAAGCGCCAACGCACCUCACUCCCAAGAGGGUACUAACUAACAGCCGAGUCCUCUCCGAACCACAAGUUGUAAUGUAUUCUUCAUGUGUUAGAUUCUCUCUCGCCUAUUGUGCCAUACAAAGUUGCAUAUAUUCUUUCGUUCUUUAUUGCCUUAGAACACAUUUCAAUAUAUAUGCAGUUCCAUUUGUAAAAUUUUUCUGGUGUGAUUGUGUAAUUUAGUGUUAGCUAGAAUUUAUCUCGAGAGUCGACAUUGUUUUACAAUGUUCAAUAUACUAAUUCUUAGUAUUUUUUCCUGUUAUGAACGUUUUUGUAUUGUUGUUGCUAUGUAUUGUUUUUGAAUGUGUCGUCUAUAAAGUAUACCUGUAUGAACUUCUUUGAUUGUUAUGGUGAAUAUAUCAUAUAUCUAUUUGGAACUA
This is a messenger RNA of Cucumis sativus (cucumber), 4772 nucleotides long. RefSeq lists its product as uncharacterized. The transcript is spliced from 20 exons. Lineage: Eukaryota; Viridiplantae; Streptophyta; Magnoliopsida; Cucurbitales; Cucurbitaceae. Gene Ontology annotation, molecular function: protein binding. Bases 258 to 4289 code for a protein of 1343 amino acids. The record is from RefSeq and is a predicted model, not a curated record.